CGCAUCGACGUCGGCAGGAUUUCUUGAUCUUCUUCCGCCUGUUCCACAGAACCAUCAUAUCUCCUUACACACGCGUAUACGAGUCCUCCCACAAGAUAGCUUGGUUCGUGUACCAGAGCCAGAUCCAGUCUCAGCCUGAUCGCCGUUGGCCCUGACGAUUACGCCAACCUUGUGUUCCCAUGUCGCGACUAGUUUAGAUACAGAGUACCGAGUUCCGUCUUCCACGCUCAACUUUCUCUACCUUAUUCUAUUCUCAGACACACUCUCUCCAUCAGGUCGAUUAUCACCCUUAGUUUUGUCGUCGACGCCUCUCGUUUCAGGUCUAGAAGAUCUCCUGCAUUCGCUCACCUGGAUCCUACCGGCACUUGUUAUCGUGUCGCCGCCAUCGUUCUGCGCGCCACUCGACCACCAUCCCAACCUCAAUCAACCCCCUGCUUCUCUCCUUGUCCAAUUCACAUCACCUGGAGAGAUCGUGGCGUUCCCUUGACCCCGAGACGAGCCAAUCCUUAUUGUUCUGCAGAAUUCCUUCUGGCCCUUUGAAACGAUUUCUGGCCAAAUCCUCGGUCUCAAGCAUGUUGUCAUUGUUAACCACUUUCGACACACUUGAUCUCACCAACCACAUAUCUGGCUGACCGCUUUGAUUGGGUUUACAGCCGCUAUUAUGGACCAUGACCCUUGGCGUCAUUCUCGCCCAUACCCGGCUUCCACCGCCACAGACGAAGACGGCCUCCUGAGCUCCAAGGCUCCUGCUAGGAUUACUGUGGCUUCCGCCAUGGAACCUUCUCCAUAUCAGCAGAGAUUCGAUGCUCGGCGAAACUUCAUUGCUGAUGACGAUUCCGAGUCUUAUAAUUUUCUUGAGCCAGCCACCCCUUUCAAGGAGCCACGACCGCGCGCCUCCACAUCGACCACCGCCAAUGUGUUGCGCAAAAUCACCAUCAGAAACCCAAUGUCCCGCAGCGUCAAACGCUCACAGGGGCAAGAGUAUGCGUCGUUGGACGACGAUGGCGACCUUGGGACCCCACAAGUCGAUCUCUCAUCACUCGCGGGAAUAGGCUGGGAAAUGAACGAUAUGUCUGGUGGCCAGGUGACAGACACCCUGGAACCAGACACAGAGUAUAAUGUCCCUGGGCCUGCCCGAGACAAGCCCAAGUUCCGUGAAUUUGUUAACAAGCAGCAUUCACUAGGUGAGGGAAUGAGAGAUGUCGGGGUCCAAUUACGGCGCGACCGUACUAAGCUCGUACGGCGCUCUUCAGCAGAGCCAUCCAACGCCGACAGCACUGGCAUUGAUCGCGCCCGCACGGUCAGAGAACUCGGACAGGACUUGGCCCAGAAGAAGAAUAUCAUCGUCGAGGUGGAGGAGGCUAUCGACUUGAGUGUCCUCGAGGGCGGCCAUCACGACAAUCGAGUUACUCGCAGUUUCACCACGCCCGAUGUCGCAGACUCCCCUCCCGAGCCCCCGACCAAGAGCUACUUCUUCCCCGAAGAUCCCCAGAUCCCUAAUUGGAAACCAUGGUCUCUGAGAUCACCAUACAUUUUGUCUCUCCUCGUCCUCGCGCUUGGACUCGCCGGUUUUCAGGAGUUUCUCUGCCAAAGGUCGAUCCAGCUUGCAGAGAAGGGGAGUGGCAUCCUGGCCUUCAACGAGGUGGGCGAGGUGUCCACCCUUGACUUUUUCGCCUGGAAGUAUCUCCCCACAAUGAUCACCAUCAUCUAUGCAGUGAUGUUUUCCAUCAUGGACUUUGACAUCCGUCGUUUGGAACCCUUCUAUCAACUGUCACAGCCCGGUGGCGCGAAAGCAGGUGCCAGUCUCAACCUGGACCAUCUCACCAUGUUUCAAUACUUUAUUCCCUUCAAAGCUUUUCGCCUGAAGCAGUGGGCCGUGAUGGUUUCGACCACUGGGAACAUCCUGGCUUCAAUGCUUGCUCCGGCUCUGCAGAACCCAUCGGUUGACUUUCAGACCAACGGCGAAUGCACAGAGCCCGACUCGACUUGUCCGGACGGUGAGACUCGGUAUUGGGUCAGGAUUGACGGAGUGUGGUCACGUCUGCUCUCGGCGAGCUACGUCUUGGUGGCCAUUGUCCUAGUAAUUCUUUUCAUUCAACUUCGAAGAAAGUCGGGCCUUUUGAGUGACCCCAAAGGUAUCGCGGGAAUAGCAUCCAUGGCCACCAAAUCCCACAUCCUGCAGGACUUUGCAGGACUCGAUGAAGCCAAUCGGGGUGAGAUCCACAAACGUCUGCAACACCGGCGCUAUGUGUUGUACAAGUCUUCAAUCUGGCAAGGUGAAUGGAGUGCCUCGAGUGAAGUGUCUCUCGACAGCGAGAAGAAGCUCACCAGCCCGCACCCCUACCUACUGCGCACCAACGGGGCCAUACCAUUCCUGAUUUUCAUGGGAAUUUGUCUUGCUUGUGUUCCGCUCAUCACAUUAACGCCUGCUCGAGCGGUUCCCAACAGUGCGCCGUGGCUUCCAAUUGUGGUAGCCACUUUACUGAAGCUGUUGUUCAAUACUUUUGAGACCGACGUGCGACUGAUGGAACCAUUCUACGUCCUCUCCAACGGCAAUGCAAGGCCAGAAAACAGUUUGACGUUGGACUAUCAGUCAACGGUAUAUGGCAUAUUACCUUUCAAAGCCCUAUUCAAUCGCCACUACCUGGUGGCCUUGGUCGGGUUCUCGUCGGUGUUAUUGGAUGUCCUCACCGUUACUGUCAGUUCAUUUUCGGUCGAUUCUCAAAAGUUCCUGACGACCAGCGGCGGAGACUCAUCUGACGGAGAUGAAACUUAUGUAUCCUUUUGGGCCUCUCUUGCCCUUUCCGUCUCGAUCCUCGCCUUUGUCAUCUUUGUGACCACGUUGGUUUAUAUUCGACGGCGCCAUCCGUUUCUUCCACGGGAGCCAUCCACCAUUGCCGCCGUGUUGGCCUUUGUCUACGCCAGCAACAUGUUGGAGGACUUUAUCGACACUGAAACCCUCAACAACAAACAGAUGGAGAUCAAAUUAAAGUCUCUGAAUAAGAGGUAUGGCUUGGGGUGGUUCAAGGGAAGAGAUGGGAAGCUGCACUGUGCAGUCGACGAAGAGCCCAUGAAGAGCCGCUAUGUGCAUGGGAAGCCAUACAGCAUGGCUCAAGCCGGUCCACUGCAACCGGCAGACACGUUUUAUACGGUAUAGACAAUGAGGGUCAAUCUCUCGGUACGAAGGAGGAUAUUUUUGGCGUCGUGGUUUAAAUGCCAAGGGGGGUGGAAUUUGGAAAGGCCCGUCGGGUCACGGAUGUUAUUGAAAUUCUUCCAAUCAAGCACGUGGAUUUGGUUUGGCAGCACGAUUUGUCGCCAUCUGAAAAGCAGUCUGGUUCCCAGCCUCAUGCUCAUGUUUGACGUACACGUGUUGACAUUUAGAGACUUCUUUGUUCAGCCUUGCGGCAUGCCAUGACUGUACAUGACAUAACGACUGUAUGCACACGACCCAAAACUUGAUUCCCACAGAGGCACAACUCACUUCCAGAUAAGGCCGACGCGUAUGCCUAGCCACUGAGAAUCUAUCAGGUGGGAUCUCGAUCAUGAC
Messenger RNA from Exophiala mesophila, 3547 nucleotides. RefSeq lists its product as uncharacterized. The record is from RefSeq and is a predicted model, not a curated record. Lineage: Eukaryota; Fungi; Ascomycota; Eurotiomycetes; Chaetothyriales; Herpotrichiellaceae. The coding region runs from base 662 to 3157 and encodes 831 amino acids. The transcript is spliced from 2 exons.